GGUGCACUUCCGGCUGUCGUCCUAAGCCACGCCCCCAUCACUCCUUACUCUGCUUCUAGUUCUUUCCAGCCCCGUGUAACGCAGUGUGGACACUGAGCUCGUCUCUGCCAACCAUGGACCCACGGAAGGUGCAGGAGCUGCGGGAGUUCGUCCGCCUGUGUCAGAGCAACCCGGCCGUGCUGCACCGCUCCGAGCUCGGCUUCUUCGCGGAAUGGCUGCUGAGCAUGGGGGCAUCUAUUCCAUCUCCACCUCCUGAAGAAUCUCCUCCAGAGCCCAGUAAGGAAGAACCCGUGAAGGAUAACAAUGUCCCACCUGAAAAGCCAGAGAGUGAAGAAAGUGACCUGGAAAUUGACAAUGAAGGAGUGGUUGCUGCAGAUGAAGAUGCCCCUCAAGAAAUGGGAAAUGAUGAAUUGGAGGUUACUGAAGAAAUGAUGGACCAGGCAAAUGAUAAGAAAAUGGAGGCAAUUACAGCAUUGGGAAAUGGUGAACUCCAGAAUGCCAUUGAUUUAUUUACAGAAGCUAUUAAACUUAACCCACAGCUUGCUAUUUUAUAUGCAAAGCGAGCAAGUGUUUAUGUGAAGCUAGAAAAGCCAAACGCAGCAAUCCGUGACUGUGAUAAAGCCAUUGCCAUCAACCCUGAUUCAGCUCAGCCAUACAAGUGGAGAGGAAAAGCACACAGGCUUCUGGGACACUGGGAAGAUGCUGCACAUGACUUGGCAAUGGCCUGCAAACUGGAUUAUGAUGAAGAAGCAAGCGCGAUGCUUAAAGAAGUCCAACCACGUGCUCAGAAAAUUAUAGAACACAAACGAAAAUAUGAACGUAAGCGCCAAGAAAAAGAAAUUAAUGACCGCAAGGAGCGACUGAGAAAAGCCAAAGAAGAACAUGAAAGGGCGCAGAGGGAAGAAGAGGCAAGGCAUGAUGCUGGAGCACAGUUUGGAGGUUUCCCAGGAGGAUUCCCUGGUGGAAUGCCUGGAAUGGCUGGAGGAUUCCCUGGUGGUAUGCCCGGAAUGGCUGGAGGAUUCCCUGGUGGUAUUCCCGGUAUGGCUGGAGGAUUCCCUGGUGGCAUGGCUGGAAUGCCAGGAGUAAGCGAAAUCCUUUCUGACCCAGAGGUCUUGACUGCUAUGCAGGAUCCCGAGCUGAUGGCUGCAUUUCAAGAUGUAGCUCAAAACCCAGCCAACAUAUCAAAAUAUCAGAACAACCCAAAAAUGAUGAAUCUCAUAGGCAAACUGUCUAGUAAAUUUGGAGGCGGUGUGUAGUUUACAGGAAGUCUUUAAAGACAAGCCUAUGAUGAAGAAACUUAUAUGAUCGUGUGCAGCUACAGAUUCUGAUGACUGUUGUCCUCUAUUAUUUUCCUUCUUUGUAAUGACAAAUACUGUAUCACAGAUAUUGGCUGGUAAAGAAUAUAUUCCUUUCAUAAAAGAAUUUAUACAUUUAAGAAAAUACAAAUCCUGCCUGUGGUUUUUUUUCUCCCUGUCAGUAUAACUCAUCUGAUGUGAAUUCCUACAACAACUUGACAUUUUCACAAAUAAAAAUGCCAUUAUAUAUAGCAAUAUCUGAUUAGCAAUAUAAUAAACUAUAAAGUGUCACUAUU
Molecule: messenger RNA, 1591 nt
Organism: Hyla sarda
Lineage: Eukaryota; Metazoa; Chordata; Amphibia; Anura; Hylidae
Gene: ST13
Product: ST13 Hsp70 interacting protein
Exons: 12
Coding region: 114-1256 (380 amino acids)
Molecular function (GO): protein dimerization activity; Hsp70 protein binding
Source: RefSeq, a predicted model, not a curated record